Messenger RNA from Coffea eugenioides, 441 nucleotides. Its product is annotated as photosynthetic NDH subunit of lumenal location 5, chloroplastic-like. Gene Ontology annotation, molecular function: peptidyl-prolyl cis-trans isomerase activity. Gene Ontology annotation, biological process: protein peptidyl-prolyl isomerization. Lineage: Eukaryota; Viridiplantae; Streptophyta; Magnoliopsida; Gentianales; Rubiaceae. Bases 1 to 441 code for a protein of 146 amino acids. The record is from RefSeq and is a predicted model, not a curated record. The transcript has a single exon.
AUGGCCGUCCCAUUCGCGACCCUAUCAAAUGUUGGCUCGGUUUCAUCUCCAAUCAGGACUCUGUGUCCUCUGAAGGUUUCAAGAAUUUCAAUCCCAUCCUGUUGUCUUCCCAAGCCCAUCCCAACCACUGUAUCUACUGCAAGUCAUUCCACCUUCCUGUCCGGUUCCAGCCGCCUCAUGUCUUCCUCCAACUCAUCAAACCCUUUGUUUCUCAACAAACGCGGCGCUUCUCUUCUUUCUGUCCGAGCCAUGUCCGAGGAGGCUUCGUUACAAUCCAAAGUAACCCACAAGGUAUAUCUAGACAUCAGCAUUGGAAAUCCAGUAGGGAAGCUUGCUGGCAGGAUUGUCAUCAGAUUGUAUGGGGACGAUGUUCCCCAAACUGCUGAAAACUUCCGUGCUUUGUGCACUGGAGAGUCCUUGCAUCAGUCAGGGAUGCGAUAG